AUUGGAUUGAAGGCUUGCUUCACUGCGCAUUUUUCGUAUAGCUCGUUACAGUAAGUGGUGGUCGCGGCGACUCACUCCGCCAAUACCAAAAUAUCUCCAUUAGUCGCAGUAUUUAGAACGUCACUCAAAAACCAAGCUGCUCAUAGAAAUGUGCGAACUUGCAAUAUAUUGAUCAGUGAUAUCCAUCAGUAUAUUUGAACCCAGGAAUAGAAACAGAUUGAAACGAAGCACAUGGGGCCGAAUUUUGCGAAGAACCCCAUUUUUAAUACAGUCGGUCCCAUGUUUUGCGUGUGGUUUUUUCACCUUAUUUGUUCAGGACACCAUAUUUUACUGAGUAGAGUACUAAUUUUUACCAUUCCCUUUACUACCCUGGACGCAUGGCAGGUUAUUGUAUUUUAUGUAUUGAAGUACAUUUCGAGUAGUGAUAGUUCAAAGCAUUUUAUCCAGGCCAACAGCCAUUUCUAAUAGUCGUUUUCAAUACAAAGAGUUCAAAAAAGUUCCAUGUUUUUAUUUGAAAAUAUAGUCAUAAAACUGGUUGAAUAACAUGGUCACACGCAGGCAUUAGAUCUUGGAAUACAACCUAAGUUAAUUGUCAGUAAACAUACUUGAUCAAUGAAUUUAAGUUCAGGUCUAGAAACAGUCUGGUUUUCUCUUAUUAGGUUCUCGGGACUUUGUCAAGGACUAUGCAGCUACUGAAGUCAAUAUUCUUGGUUUGAAAUUGGUUGCUCCAAUUCUUUUACUGUUAUGACGAUAGGACAGCCUCUUUAAUCUAAACUAUCUGUGAUCGUGACGAGCUUGGUGGAAUUGUCUUUCCACUCAGCUUUUUGUCAAUUGUAACCGUAACAAAUUUGGACGGCCGGUUUUCGUUUCUAGCUAUAAUAGUAAUUUCUCCUUGGGUUCUGAUAUACAGUGAUUAAUCACCCAGUUUUAUCUUUUUUAGAUGGAUAUUAUCAAAGAAAAUUUAAAUAACAUCACAGAUAUUAGUUUCAAGAAACCUGAAGGGAAACUCAAAACUCUAAACUUAAUUCCUAACAGUGUACAUCUUGUAGUAAUAAGCAAAUUAUCCAUCCCAAAAAUUAUUCGUGUAAACUUACCACAUCGUUCAAAAAAUUUAUCUAUCUGUUUGAUAGUUAAAGAUUUUCGCAAAGAUGAUUAUGAACGCACUACAGAAUCUUGGAAACGGCGUUGGAACAUGGAUUUGAAAAAGUCCGAACUUUCUCACUUAGACGCACCUGAAGUAACAUUUUUACCUCUGCGGGAACUAAAAGUAGCUUACCAAACUUUUGCUGCCAAACGUCGACUGGCUGCCACUUUUGACAUAUUUCUUGCCGACAAACGAAUUGUUCAUCGUUUACAAAAUAAACUGGGUAAAGCGUUCUACCAGGAGGUUUCAGGGAAAUUUCCUAUCCCAACGUCAUUUUCGAACAAUAAUCUUGUAGAUACUGUCCGACGGCAACUACAUACAUCUUUGUUCGUAAUUCGAGGCAAUGGGACAACCGAUAGUCUCAUAAUUGGGGAUGAUCUUUUCUCUUCAUUCGAGCUAAAGGAGAAUGUAAUAUCAGUUUGUGAAAAAAUUUGUUCAGAAUGGCCAGGUGGUGGUAUGGCAAAUAUCCGUUCUAUUUACAUUCAAAGCUCAGGUAUCUCCAUUCCUUUGUACUACGAUGAAACAGAAGCACCUUUAACUACAAUAAGUGAAAAAUUAUCGAGUCUUCCUAAAGCUGUUCACCGAAGAUCUCAUACACUUAUUAAGAAACUAAAAAACACAGAAGAUGGUGCGCCAAUCGUUAGUCAACCUAAAAAGUCUCAAAAAUCACUUAAAAGAUUACCGAAAGAACUCGUUUCACAAAUUGCAGAUGAUCUUCCUUUGACAUCAGAUGAAGUCGACAAAAUUUUACGCAAACGAAACUUCAACGAUAGUAGCAUCACCCAAAUGAAGCUAAAACGAAAUAAAAGGAUUUCUCGUCAUAAAUUUGUAAAAAUAUAGUUCAUUCUUGUCAACGUUGCUUUUUCUGUCAGUACAGUUUCUACAGUAAAUUAGUACAUCUGAAGAACAGACAUUUACGUUUUUGUAAGACAUGAAAUAUUAAACAGUCAAAAUAAAUAAAUAUCACACAAAAAAUCUCUCAUCAACCUAACUAAUGUCUCUGAAAUACUUAACUUGAUCUUCAACGUCGAUUUCUCUGCAUUUAUAUGUUCAAGAGAAACGGAACUAUUUCUGAAUGAAAAAAUUACAAGAGUAAUAUUUUCAACAGAAGCAAAACGAAUCUACUAUUUUAAAUGUAUUAAUCAGAUCAACUAUCAUAUGAAUUACAUUUCGCUAUUUAACUUGAUGUGUCUUCUCACCAAAAUCUUUUAUUUAUCAAUCAUACAAUUUAUAUUUUGCUUACUGACAAUUUUCAACACCACAUGAACUAAUUCUACUAUUAUUAUUACUAUUGCUGUAAUGAACGAGAACACCAGUGGGGACAAUCUAAUGUAUUUGAAUACGAAAUUAAAGAACAUCUUAGUAGAAUCUGAGAACUAUACAGUAAAUAAUUAAUUUGCAAAAUGUCAAUCGAUUGUCUCAAAUUUGACUGUUCCUUUUGCAAAUGUCAGUCAACCAUCUCAGACUUCACGUUCCUUCAUUUCCACACCAAUCAUUCUCUUUUCUCGUUCGCAUUUCUUUAAUCUUCUUAACCUUCUGCUUUCAGGUAUUUUACUUUCGAUUGAUCACACAUACUACUUAUAUCUUUCGACAUUAGUAGCACACUACGUUACUACUACUGCUACUCUUACUAAUAAUAUUGUGAACGAGAACACAGGUGGAGACAACCAACGUAUCAAAACCCAACACUACAGAAUCUCUUCGUUAAAUAUGAAAACCAUACACUUGGAACUUGUUUGUAACUUUCUGUUGCUUGUCCCUCACAUUCUGUAUGAUUUUCAAGUUCACAAUUUCUUCCUAUUUUCCCUUGUAUUCUCUUCAACAUGAUCUUAGCCUACUGCUGCCAGGUUUUCCACUUUCAACUAGUGUUACAUGCUACUUAUGUCUGUUGUCGUAAGUAGGAUACACAACACUACUACUAAUACUACUUAUACCAAUACUAAUUAUAGUAGUAAUAAUAACUAAAAUAAUUUAUAUUUGCGUCCAGUUGAUAAAAUUUCAGCGUUGUUAAUGU
This is a messenger RNA of Schistosoma bovis, 3158 nucleotides long. The record is from the annotation of a GenBank genome assembly. Lineage: Eukaryota; Metazoa; Platyhelminthes; Trematoda; Strigeidida; Schistosomatidae.